Trichoderma citrinoviride is the source of this 1665-nucleotide messenger RNA. RefSeq names its product alpha/beta-hydrolase. The coding region runs from base 1 to 1665 and encodes 554 amino acids. The record is from RefSeq and is a predicted model, not a curated record. The transcript has 3 exons. Lineage: Eukaryota; Fungi; Ascomycota; Sordariomycetes; Hypocreales; Hypocreaceae.
AUGCAUCAAAUGAACCUGUUCUUGCUUUCAACAUUUGCGCUGGCAGCUCAAGCCGCCAGCGUACCAUCUCUCCCAACUGUUGAUCUGGGAUAUCAAGUCCAUCGAGCCAUCUCAUACAAUGACACUUCCGGAACCUACAACUUCACCAACAUCCCCUACGCCGAACCUCCCCUUGGAUCUCUGCGCUGGAGAGCUCCUGUUCCACCCCGUGGCGUCAAGACGACCAUACAAGAUGGAAGCGUCGGCAAGACAUGCCCUCAGAUCUCACCCAAUUGGACAAUUAUUGCACAGCAAUUUGUCGCGGCAUGGGCAACCAACCAGCUUCCGCUCAACUUUACCGAGGCCGAGGCUAUUGCAAACACGACUCCGCAGCCGGUGGACCCUCGAACUACAGAAGAUUGUUUGGUCCUGGAUGUGGUUGUCCCCAAGAAGGUCUUUGACAAUAAGAAACAUGGGAAAAAGGCCCCGGUGGUGGUUUGGAUUUAUGGAGGCGGAUGGGUGAGUGGAACAAAAGAGUCCUGGGGUAGUCCCAACGGCAUCAUCUCUACCUCUCAGGAAGACGGCAGCGAUGGCAUUGUCUGGGUCGCCAUGAACUACCGCCUCGGCGCGUUUGGCUUCCUCGCAGGACCAUCCCUGCAGGCAGACGGCACCGCCAAUGCCGGCCUACACGACCAACUCCUCGCUUUGCAGUGGGUGCAGGAGAACAUUGCCAAAUUCGGAGGAGACCCUGACAAUGUGACGGUCAUGGGCGAGUCGGCCGGUGCGGGCUCCAUCAUGUACCAUCUGCUUGCUCAUGAGGGGAAACGUGCUCCUCCGUUCAAGAGGGCCAUCGUACAGUCUGUCCCGUUGACUACCCUGAUUGAUCCUGCAGAGCAGGAGAGCAACUUUCAGACGUUUCUCUCCAUUCUCAACGUCACUUCGUUGGAAGAAGCCAGACGGCUCCCCUCGAGUGCCCUUAUCGCCGCCAAUAUCCAGCAGAUAGGAGCUGCGCCUUACAAUGUCUUUGCCUUCAACCCAUCCGUCGACAACGACUACAUUCCCGGCCCUCCAGCCCCAUUGCUGCUCAAUGGCUCUUUUGCCAAGAACAUUCCAAUUUUGUCUUCUCACACCAGCUACGAGGGCGCUUUGUUCACCGACCCUCGAACCAUUGGCAACGACACGGCAUUGGUACAGAGACUCCGGGUCAUUAACCCGCUCAUCACAGACAAAGACGCUUGCUACGUACUUGAUACUCUCUACCCUCCCGUGUACGAUGGCUCUCAACCAUACACGACUGAUCUCGACCGUAAGAUUCUGAUGGCGAAUGAGAUGUACUUCGCCACGGCUCAUCAGCCCCUGCUUCAGUCGACGAUCAGUCGUGGUACGGAAGUUUAUGCGUGGCAAUUUUCAGUCUUUCCGGCUAUCCAUGCAAGUGACAUCCCGUAUACUUUCUAUGAUGGACCGGCUGCAGGCGUUGAUCCUCAUGUGGCGAGCAUUAUGCAGCAUGCUAUUGCUGGCUUUGCGAAGAAUGGAGUGCCGGAUGCUGGGCCGUUGGGGCUGGCAUCGUGGCCGGAGUACGGAAAGGAGGCCACGACUGUUGAUCUCAACAUUAAUUCUUCGGUUGUCAUUUCAGAUCCCACCUGGAAUAACAGGACUUUGUGGUUGGCGCAUGCUACUUGGGCGUGA